Messenger RNA from Rotaria socialis, 1668 nucleotides. Lineage: Eukaryota; Metazoa; Rotifera; Eurotatoria; Philodinida; Philodinidae. The record is from the annotation of a GenBank genome assembly.
AUGUCAAGUAAACAGUGGACGCUGCUAUACACAGCUCAAUCAUAUGAAGAAGCAAAAGAUUUAGCAAAAUCACGUUUUAAUGUUUGCCAAAAUCGACGAUCAGAUUUAAACGAUCAAACAAAAUAUUCAUUUAAAUGUAGUGAAUACAGGAAAUAUCCUUUAUGUCAUUUUCAAAUAAAAAUUAUCGUCCCAGACAACAAUAUGAAUUCUAUAACAAUUAUGUCCAAAAAUGAACAUGAACAUGAACAAAAUGAACGAAAUACAACAACAAGAUUACCAUCGCCAAUACGUGAAUCCAUAUCUAACUAUGUCAAAUGUGGAUUAUCACAACCUCAAAUUAAAGCAUCAUUGAUAUUAAAUUAUCCACAAAGUCCAAUUGAUCAAGUUAAAUUAAGUAAUAAAAUAGUUUAUGAACGACGAAGAGAUAGACCAGAAAUAUUUUCGGUUUAUGAUUUACGAAACUGGUGCAGUCAGCAUCAAGAAGGUGAGCGAUUACACUCUACUUUUGUCCCUUUCUAUACAGUUGAUGAUAUAAAUAACUUAUUUAUUUUUUUCACAACAAAACAAUUGUUUCAGCAAAUUCGAUUAACAACAUAUUUACAAAUUGAUGCAACUUAUAAACUCACCUGGAACAAUUUACCUCUUCUUGUAUUUGGAUCAACUGAUGCUAAUCGUCAUUUCAAACCAUUCGGCAUUGCACUUAUUUCUCAUGACGAAAACGCUGAAUGUUAUAAACAAUUAUUUAAUUCAAUAAAUACAUUAGCUAUACAAGAAUUCAACCAUCCAUGCUUAAUUAAUCAAUUAAUGGGGGAUGGUGCACAAGCAAUUACAACGGCCCAAGAAUUGUUGUUCCCUAGUUGUCGUCGUUUAAUGUGCUGGCGUCACAUGAUACAAAAAUGUCGAUCACAUCGUAAUUUAGCAACAAAAGAAGAUUGGAUAAUUAUUGAUAAGGAUAUUCAUGUAUUACACCUUGCUUUUACUGAUGAUAUAUUUAAUCUUGGUCUUAAAUUGUUACUACAAAAAUGGAAUCUCAUUCCAACUAUGCAAAGAUUCACCGAUUAUUUCAUUGAUCAAUGGGUGUCUAAAUUACGUUAUUGGUACGAAGGAGCUGCAUUUGGUAAACCAUCCACUAACAACGGCGUUGAAUCAAUUAAUGCUGUUAUAAAAAAAAAAUAUACAUUACGCAACAAAUUACAUUUAUCUGCAUUCUUACCUAAAGUGGAAACUAUGUUAUUUGAGUGGUCAGAGGCCAGUAUUUCAUCACCAUUUUCUACUAUAACUGAUAUAUCUUUGAAUGUUGAAUUACAUGCAUACAAAUGGUCAUUAAAUGUUAAUCGAUCUGAAAUUUUAAAUUGGUUUAAUAAUCAUUACAUUGUUCCUUCCUCAACUGCAAUCAUGACAACAUCGGCGUGGUUAAAUAUUUAUAAAUCAAAUCAAUGGCCAUCAUUUGACGAUUACGCCGCAUGGAAAUCAUCAUGCUGGAUGGUAUCACCACUUGCAUCUUGUACAUGUCCAAUUGGACUUAAAGAAUACAUAUGUAAACAUUCCAUUGGAUUAGCUAUUAUAUUGAACAUGCAUCAAAUUAAAGAUGAAACUCGUUGUACGCCAUUGGGAAAACGAAAAACUCCAGGACGUCCAAAAAAAGUUCGAACAGCAUGGUUACCAUGA